AUGGUACAUCGGCAUGGUGACCGAGCCCCAAUACCGUUGACAAUACAAUACAUUGGUAAUUCUCAGGAAGUAUUGGAACUCACAAAUAAAUAUGGCUAUGGACAACUUACUGAUGCAGGCCGAUUAUGUGGCUACAAACUGGGCAAGUAUAUACGCCGGCGAUACGGCAGCUUACUAUCAACCCGUUAUAACAAAACAGAGAUAUACAUACGUUCCACUGAUUCUACGAGAACUAAAAUGACCGUACUUGCUGCCAUGGCUGCUGUGUAUCCAGCAGGGGAGGAUAAUUGGAGUAAUGAUGUGAAUUGGACACCAGUACCAUAUACAACAUUACCUGUUAAAUAUGAUGACUUGCUGGCCGUAUUUAACUGUCCAGUCUUUAUAAAUGAGUACAAAAGGAGACAAGAAAAUCCCCUUCCAGGAUUGGCCAAAUAUAAAAAUCUUAUGACGGAGCUGUCUGACGUUCUCGGUGUCAACAUUACUAAGAAGUCCUCUACAUUUUACUUCAUGUACGACGCUUUUACCAGUCAGAAGGGUCUAGGAAUCCCUCUCAUCCCAAGGAUAGAAGAACUUCUGCCUAACAUAGCAAUUGCUGCCGGGGAAUCUUUAGAAUAUAUCUUUGGGAAUAAAAAUUAUUUAAGUCUACAAGCAGGUGUUCUUCUUAAAGAAUUUGACCGCGAAGUUGAUAAAUUGCUUAAAGGAAAGGAUAUACCUCGGAUCCGUGUAUACUCUGCCCAUGACAUAACCGUGUUUCAAUUUGCCUCUAUCUUGGGCAUCUCUCCUCCUAUAGGAGUGCCAAAGUAUGGGGCAUUAUUGUCUUUGGAACUUCGAAGAGAUGUUGAAACUGGGCAGUAUAUCGUAGUGCCCGUAUACCUCAAAGACCCUGACGCAGAAGAGAUUUAUCUCCACAUUGCUGGAUGUGACGAAUUCUGUGACCUGGACAGCUUCAGAAACCUGACUUCUAAAUACAUGCUAGAAGAGAAAGAGUGGCGGCAACUGUGUGAAUAUCAUGAAGACUUCGAAAUUGAUUCAUCACCAAUUGAUUGA
Arctia plantaginis is the source of this 1047-nucleotide messenger RNA. NCBI's taxonomy places the organism in Eukaryota, Metazoa, Arthropoda, Insecta, Lepidoptera, Erebidae. The record is from the annotation of a GenBank genome assembly.